This is a messenger RNA of Ostrea edulis (European flat oyster), 540 nucleotides long. RefSeq lists its product as uncharacterized. The record is from RefSeq and is a predicted model, not a curated record. The coding region runs from base 93 to 464 and encodes 123 amino acids. NCBI's taxonomy places the organism in Eukaryota, Metazoa, Mollusca, Bivalvia, Ostreida, Ostreidae. The transcript has 3 exons.
UGGAUAGGACUCGCAUCAAUACCUGCUAGUGGACGCCUGUGCAGAGUACCACACACUUUAAUCAAACCGUUUCCAGAUUGCUGCGCUGCAUCAUGAACUGUAAAGGGGUCUGUCUAAGUCUACUGUGUGUCGCUUUACUCUUUAGCUUCAGCGAUGGAGCUUGUAAAAAGGAGUUUGCGAGCUACCGUUUGGACAAAGCUAGGAAAUCGAUUACUUUCUUUUGUUCGCAUCGGGGAAUGGAUUGGUCACAUGGAUUGAUGCGGUUUGAUGCUUUCUGCGAGGAAUGCUACUGCUUCGGGUUUUCCAUGGAAUGCUGCGAAUCAGCAGAUGUCUCGGGCGUCAUCGCGGUGGAGGGUUGUGAAAAGGAAAUACGGGGAUGCAGAGCAGUAUUUUACAAAUUUGAUAAAGGAAUAAAAAUAGACUGUCUUACGGGUCGACCAUUCCACGGCAGGCCCGGGUUCUGAGACCAAAGUUCCAUCUUUUGUAUACUAGUUUAUUUAAAUUCUGAAUGUUGUGUAUUUAUUAAAAAUCUGAAAUAGA